Pedinophyceae sp. YPF-701 is the source of this 1614-nucleotide messenger RNA. The record is from the annotation of a GenBank genome assembly. Lineage: Eukaryota; Viridiplantae; Chlorophyta; Pedinophyceae.
AUGGCACCGCGGCCCAGGUCAAGCGCGGGCGACUCGCCGCGACAGAGCGCGCAGAGCGCGCUCAACGUAGAGCACGACGCGCACCGCGACAGCAGCGAGCGCGGCGCGCUGCUGCCGCGCGACCGCCGCGCCGCGCCCGUCCCCGUCGGAGUCGCCCCAAACGACGAUGAGGUCGAGGCCGUCGUGCGGAAGCUCAACCGCAGGAUCCUCCCGAUCCACUUCGCGCUGGCGCUCAUCUGCUACCUCGACCGCGCCAACCUCGCGUUCGCGGCCCUCCAAAUGAACCACGACCUGGGUCUGUCCAAGGCGGACUACGGCCUCGGCAGCGGUCUGUUCUUCGUGGGCUACGCAGCCUUCCAGCUCCCCAGCAACAUCGCCCUCUCGCGCGUCGGCGCGCCCGCCUGGCUCGCGACCAUCAUGUGCGUCUGGGGCGUCCUCGCAACGGCCAUGGCCGGCAUCCGCGGCAUCGGGUCCUUCCUCGCGCUCCGGCUCCUCCUCGGCGCCGCAGAAGCCGGGACGUUCCCGGGAAUCUGGUUCCACCUGUCCUGCUGCUUUCCGCCGGAACACGUAGGCGAAGCGUACACCAAGGUCGCGACCGUGACGGCGGUGUCGGCGAUCGUCGGGGGGCCCGUCGCAGCGGCGCUGAUGCAGCUCGACGGCGCGUGGGGGCUCCGCGGCUGGCAGUGGCUGUUCCUGCUCGAGGGCCUCCCUUGCAUCGUGAUGGCGGGGGUGGUGUUUCUCGGACUCCCCCACAGCCUCGGGCGGACGGGGUUCCUCUCGGACGGCGAGCGGAGGCUGCUCGAAGGCCUUAUCGCCGCCCGCGCGGCCCGGAACAGCGGCAGGGAGGACGAGGGCGCGAAGCGCGAGGGGCUGCGCGCGCAGCUGGCGCGGGUGGGCGCGAACGCAGCGGUGUGGCACCUAGGGACGGUGUGGGGCCUGGCCGAGUGCACCCUGUACGGCGUCAUCUUCUGGAUGCCGCUCAUCAUCGGCGACGCGCUCGGACGCGAUGCGGCCGCGGACGGCGGCGGCGGCAACGCGCCGACGCACCAUGGAGUGGCGGGGACGGGAAUGGUGGCGGUGCUGUCGUCGAUUCCGUUCGCGGCGGCGAGCAUAUCGAUGCUGUACGUCGCGCGGCGGUCCGUGGUGAAGGACGAGCGCCACCGGCACACCUCGUACCCGCUGUGGGCCGCCGCGGCGUGCCUCAUCAUAUUUGUACCCCUGGGGGGUGUGUUGGGGUGGGGGCUGCUGUCGUUCGUGGCGCUGACGAUCGCCGCGGGCGGCGUCUGGGCCAUCCACGGCCCGUUCAUGAGCUGGCCUGGGAUGGUGCUGCACGGGUCGGACAAGGCGCUGGGCAUAGCCGUGAUCAACAGCGUCGGGGCGAUCGGCGGGUUCGUGGGACCGUAUCUGAUUGGGGUCCUUGCACAUGGGCGGGGGGACUAUUCAUUGGCGUUCGCGGUUCUGGGCGUUCUGCUGAUAGCGAGCGGGGCGCUCGCGUGGGCGUUCAAGGAGCCGCCGCUGCUCCUGGACGAGGGCGCGUCAGGGGCGGGGGGGAGUCCUGCAGAGAGCCCCCACCGGCUGCACCCGCAGAUGUCGGCCGGAGGGAUCGACCCGUAG